Microthlaspi erraticum is the source of this 1029-nucleotide messenger RNA. The record is from the annotation of a GenBank genome assembly. NCBI's taxonomy places the organism in Eukaryota, Viridiplantae, Streptophyta, Magnoliopsida, Brassicales, Brassicaceae.
AUGAAGUUUUGGAGGGAACGUGAAAGGGAAAAUAAAGAGCAGAUCUUAGCGCCAUUAUGUGGGCAAGUUCGAGUUUUGGUGGUUGGUGAUUCAGGUGUUGGAAAAACAUCACUUGUACACCUCAUCAACAAAGGUUCUUCUAUUGUUCGCCCAUCUCAAACGAUUGGAUGCACUGUUGGUGUCAAGCACCUAACUUACGGGAGUCCAUCUAGUUCUUCGAAUAGCAUUCAAGGUGACUCAGAGAGAGAUUUCUUUGUUGAACUCUGGGAUGUAUCAGGGCAUGAGAGAUACAAAGAUUGCCGAUCAUUGUUCUAUUCACAAAUCAAUGGAGUUAUAUUCGUUCAUGAUCUCUCUCAAAGAAGAACAAAAACAAGUUUGCAGAAAUGGGCGUCUGAGGUUGCAGCAACUGGAACAUUCUCAGCUCCUCUUCCUUCAGGAGGUCCUGGUGGUCUUCCUGUUCCAUACAUUGUUGUUGGCAACAAAGCAGAUUUAGCUGCAAAAGAAGGAACAAAAGGAAGCAGUGGGAAUCUUGUCGACGCAGCUCGUCAUUGGGUGGAGAAGCAAGGCUUGCUUUCCUCUAGUGAAGAACUUCCUCUCUUUGAAAGCUUUCCUGGCAAUGGCGGUCUCAUAGCGGCGGCUAAAGAAACGAGAUACGAUAAGGAAGCUUUGAACAAGUUUUUCCGGAUGUUGAUAAGACGAAGAUAUUUCUCAGACGAACUACCGGCAGCUUCACCGUGGUCUGUUCCAACCUCAUCAUCCCAACGGUUAGACGAGAUCACAAGUGAUGAUGACGAUCAAUUUUACAAGCGAACAAGUUUACAUGGAGAUCCUUACAAGUACAACAACAACAACACGUUACCGCCACUUCCAGCACAACGCAACCUAACUCCACCUCCAACGCUGUAUCCGCAGCUACCGGUGUCGACUCCUGAUAACUACGCUAUCCCGAGAUUCUCUCUUUCGAGUGUACAACAUGAAACAAGCAACAAUGGCAGUGCCAGAUCUAAGCGAAUGGAUAUUAACGUUUGA